AAACUGUCUGUCUGUGUGUGUGUGUGUGUCCAGCCUUGAGUCUCCUCCAAGUGCACCCACAGACACUUACAUUGGCCAAAAAUGUUUAGCCCGGCUCAUCUCAGAACGCCGCACCCUCUUCAAGUUCUCUCAGAAAGGUAUACAUCUUCAUCCAUAAGCUUCACGAAAUUCAAAAGCCUCAUGAACACCAUCUUAGUCUCCCACAUGUGCCGAAUCAUUCGUGCACUCUCCAAAGUCAAGAACAUUAUCCUCGAUAUUCUCAAGAAGAACCAGGCCAUCCACGAUAAAAAGCAGAAGAUAAUAUUAGGUUCCUUCAGGCUUCACUAUAACUGGUGUUCAUCCAAGCCUUCUCACGUCUUGCCAGUCCCAGCACGGGUCUUCAACGGCUUGCCUUCCAACCAUUCGAGCCACGAUUCGAGUUGGAGAAGUGUGAUUUCAGAGGCAGAGCAACAAGACCUGCACAUUUCUUAUGACGAUUCGGAAGAGCUCGCAGGGUAUCUUCAGUGGCUGGAGGAGAAAGUUCAGGAUAAGGGUACGGAUGUGCAGGAAAUUAAAGAGGAUAUUGAUAUGCUAGCAGAAAUGUUCAUUGAGAGCUGUCACGAGAAGUUUAGGUUGGAGAAGCAGGAGUCCGACAGGAGGUUUCAAGAAAUGUUGGCCAGGAGCAUGUAAAAAUAAGAAACACAGACAAAAGGUGAUUAUUGGGGAUCCUUUUACUGUUUCGCAUGUUCAGUUUCUUUUGCUUUUCCCGUUCAAUUUCAGUUUUCUAAUUACUAUCAUGGGGGGAACUUAAUCAUCUUCUGGAGUCAUAUCUCUGUGCCUUUUGCUUUAUUGUGACUUCCCAAAAGAGGAACAAGGUGUUUGCAGAA
Molecule: messenger RNA, 866 nt
Organism: Prosopis cineraria
Lineage: Eukaryota; Viridiplantae; Streptophyta; Magnoliopsida; Fabales; Fabaceae
Exons: 1
Coding region: 82-669 (195 amino acids)
Source: RefSeq, a predicted model, not a curated record